Pelobates fuscus (common spadefoot toad) is the source of this 3255-nucleotide messenger RNA. RefSeq names its product thrombospondin type 1 domain containing 1 (gene THSD1). The coding region runs from base 393 to 2978 and encodes 861 amino acids. NCBI's taxonomy places the organism in Eukaryota, Metazoa, Chordata, Amphibia, Anura, Pelobatidae. Gene Ontology annotation, cellular component: cell periphery. The transcript has 5 exons. The record is from RefSeq and is a predicted model, not a curated record.
CUUCACCAUAGCCUUUAACAGAGGCAGAGAGGGGAGUUGAACAUCCUUUCUCUCCCCACCCUUCCGUCAGGGUGGAGAUUGUGUUAGCAUCAGCGUGUCUGAUGAAACUUGUGAACUAUAUACUUCAAUCCACUACAAGGAAAUGAGUUAAAAGCUCAACUAAUGCCGUACGGACAUGUCUUCGUUGCUCUACUGCUGCUUAGAGAUUACACUGGUACGUCAAGUGAGGAUCAAGGACCAUCUCCAACCUGAUUGCUGUGUCAGGAGGAGAGCCAGUGGGGUGUAGAUGGACCUUCUCAUUGGCUAAGACUGCUUCUUUGUAUGUAGGUGACAUGGCUACUGCAGUGACAGUGCUAUGAGAGCCAUGAUGUUUGAGUGACGAUAGGCAUGGAAUGUGGCACAUGGUGGGACGCUGCAAUCGAAAAAUGAGACAAACUCUGCAUAGCUUCAUAACUAUGUCACUAGUUCUAUUUUGGGAUAGUGUUUUUGGUGACCCUGGUUAUCUUCUUCUUCGAAAAUCUCAUCACAUAGCUUUGAGCAGAGAUCCUGUGUUUGUGGAUUUCUUCCUUCCAGAUAAUGAUACCAUAACUUCAAGUAAUAUUUCAAUCUCUCUGCUGAACACUGGCAAUAAUCAUAAAAUAACUAGCAAAGAGCUUCCUGCUAACAUAACGCAAGGCAGCCUCGUAUUUGAAUGCUUCUAUUUCAUUCAAAAUGGCCUCUACCAAUUUCAAAUGAGCUUACAGAAAAAAAACAGUAGCCAUAUCUGUGGGUCGAGCAGUAUAUUGAAUGUCACCUGGCCUUUGUUUCACAUAGACCUGAACAGGACAUCAAAAGACAACGUGAGAUCAUUUCAGAUUGGAGUCUUCACCAAUGAACUUCUUUGCUCAAUUUAUACUGACAAAGAACCAGCAAUGUUAUUGGAAGUAGAGCAUACUCACAGCUUCCAAGAAUUGGAGGAACCAAGCAGCGAUAGGUUCAUGUUGUACAAAACCUACAAGGAAAUCCCAUUAUCCUCCACACAGUGGGUUGAGUUUGAAUGUGCGUCUGUACGGUCAGAGACUUUCAUUACUGUGUCUUUGAAACCCAUGGAUUCACAAUAUGAUUCAGUCAUUGCUUUCCUCGGACCCAUUGACCUUGUGAAGACCUUCAAAUAUAAGCUGGUCACAUCUCCAGAUGAAAAAUGUGAUGGUUCCAUGAAGAUAUAUGUCAUACCUCCCCCAUGUAAUUAUGUUGAGGGGAACCUAGUUGUAUAUAAAAAAGCUCCAAGACAUUUGUCGGAAAGUCCCCCAGUCAUAGCAGAGCAUGCCAUGCGUACAGGAGACAAAAUGACUAUAUUCAACUGUUCCCUAUUUGACAUUGGAAGAAAUACAUAUUGCUUUGAGUUGUUGAUGCGUAGCAGCAACAGUUACUCAUUUCCAAAGAUCAACGAAUGUGUGGAAAUAAGAAGAGAAAUAGAGACGUGGAGCCUGUGGCAAUCAUGGAGUCCCUGCAGCACUACAUGUGGAGAUGGUCAAAGACAGCGACACAGGGAAUGUCUUUCAACGUCACCUUUAAAUCCUUCUUGCAAUGGAAGCCCAAGGGAGAUCUCCAUUUGCUCUCUAGAAGACUGCUCAACAAUAAAGCCUCCAAUCAAAUCUACGAAAAAUUCCAAUGGUGAUAGUAAAACAACAAGUAACACUGUAACUAUAACCGGAAUUUCUUUAUGUCUGUUCAUCAUCGUCAUCACCAUUGUUAUCACUGUCUGGAGGAAGCUCAGCAAAGCUCAGACAUGCAGUUCCACUGUUAGACAUAACUCUAAUCAUUCAGUCAGCUGUCGAAAGAACUCAGAUGAGGAGAAUAUCUACCAGUUGAGGGAGAGUUUUUCUGAUACAGGGGAAAUUCUUAUGGACAGCACAGACGAUGCUGUUCAUAUACCUUUAAAUUACAGACAAAGUUCCCCUGUUUCCCAAGAGCAAGCAAUCAAAGAAAUUGACGAUUCACCAAACGUUCAGAAGAUAAUUCCACCCAUUUUCAGUUAUCGUCUUGCACAGCAGCAGCUUAAAGAGAUGAGACAAAAGGGACUUUCUGAGGCCACCAAAGUGUAUCAUGUUUCUCAGAAUCCUAUGGCGGACACCGCAGUAGAUAUCUCAUUAAAUCCACCUCCUAUCAAUGAUAAUUCAGAUGAAACCAACACAAACAAAUUCAGGAUACAGUCUCCGUUUUUAGUGCCAAAGAACACUCAUGGUCGUGAGGAAAGACCCAACUCAAAGUCUGUUUUCUCACCAUCACACGGAGUGACUCCUUGUCAAACUCUCCCCAGGUUAUCCCACUUAAAGAAUCAAGACACAAAAUCAAGACACUAUGAGAGAGGUUGUCAAAAAAAUAACUUCAGGAGAACAUCUAGUUUUCAUGACACUAAACACAACAAGCCCUAUAGGGAAAGAAGUCUAACAACACUUUCUCCAAGACAUUCUAUGGCUUAUAAUGCCAAGACAAGGACAUGGGAAUGUUCUACAGUAGAACGAUCAAAAUAUAAACCAACAAGGACUGAUAAGAGCACUGACAAUAUUACAAGGGGCACUAAUUUCAAAGAUUCAACUGGCUAUCUUACAAAGAGUUCCUAUAUGAGACCAAUGGGGAGUAAGCCUGAUUUAAUCUGUAGUAGGCAGCUGUCGGCAAGAACAUCAAAUGAAGAGAGGCCCGAGCAAAAUCGACCCAGAAAAGGCCCCUCUCCAGUGAAUACAACUUGGAAUAGAGUACACCGGGACCUCUCUUCUUCACCCAAAGAUAGUUAUAACAAAAAUAGUUCUCUGAUUUCUGUGCAAAACAGAAAAGAAAAGUGUCAGAGUUUCCCAUGGGGAACAGAGUAUUCGUUUUAUGACAAUUCAACAUUUGGACUCACAGAGGCAGAGCAGCAAAUGAUUGAUCUUCCAGGAUAUUUUGCUUCCAAUGAAGAGGAUGAAACUAGUACAUUAAGCAUGGAGAGACUGGUAAUUUGACCCUGUUGUCAUUGCCUCUUGAAUUAUUUAUAUUUGGUUAAAAAAAAUCCUUAUUUCUCUUUCAAAUGAUUGGGCGGUGGGGAAUUUCGACCACUUGCUUUAAACUAGGGAACAUUUAGGAAUAAAAAAGCACUUGUCAAAUUUUUACACACACACGUUUUUUUUGUUUGUUUUUUUACUUGAACACUGUUAAAAAUCACAGUAACUACUACUGAAUCUAUCAAAUAUAUCCAGUUUUACAAUGAAUACUUGAAAAAAGACUUAUGUUUCAGCUUUA